Cynoglossus semilaevis (tongue sole) is the source of this 2833-nucleotide messenger RNA. RefSeq names its product carbonic anhydrase IV a (gene ca4a). The transcript has 8 exons. Gene Ontology annotation, molecular function: carbonate dehydratase activity; zinc ion binding. Gene Ontology annotation, cellular component: plasma membrane. The record is from RefSeq and is a predicted model, not a curated record. Bases 487 to 1404 code for a protein of 305 amino acids. Lineage: Eukaryota; Metazoa; Chordata; Actinopteri; Pleuronectiformes; Cynoglossidae.
UCUUGUUAGGAUUGUUGUUAAUUAUCCACUCACCUGCAAAUUAGUUAAUCUAAAAUCUUAUUAUAUUAUCAAAGAUGAAGUGAUUCAGAAAAUGGGGGAUUUGGAUUAGGAUUCUUGUCUCUCUUUAAUCAUGUCACCAUCAUCUGAUUGGCCGUCUCAUCUUCUCACCUUUUACGACUCUGUCACUUCUCCAUUCAUCAGCAGACGUUUGCCUAUCAACACCACCAACACAGGUUGUUUAAAAGUCUCCUCCUAAAAAGCAGGAGUCCAUUGAUGGCCCCCACCCGCACCCCACAGUCCCUCUGUUGGAGCUUCAUUGGAGGCGAUGCCCAGAGUGGGAGGGGCCACUGUGUUUUCUUUUUUUUUUCUCCUCUGUGGUAUGCUGAUGGAUAGGUAUAAGACCCCUGGUAGGAAUGCGAUUGGGUUGUGAAAAAACAUCCAAGUGAUUGUGUUGCCUUCAGCCGGUGCAGACACAGAAGCUCCAACAUGCAGCAGCUGACCGUGUGUGUCCUCCUGGCAUCAUGUGCCUGGACAGUGUGUGCAGCAGCAGGGGAUUGGUGCUAUCAGUCCCAGUUCACCUGUGAUCAUCAGUGUAACACUCCUGAUAAGUGGAACAAGGCCAACAGCAACUGUGCAGGAAAAAAUCAGUCACCAAUCAACAUUGUCACCAGAAAGACUGUGAAAGAUAAGACACUGAUUCCCUUCAAGUUCAUCAACUACGAGCAGAAGUUCAGGACCAGCAUCAAGAACAACGGCCAUUCAGUUCAGGUGGUGCUGCCUCACCUCACCACCAUCUCAGAUGGAGGACUGCCCACCACCUACAAGGCUGUGCAGUUCCACCUUCACUGGGGCAACAAUGGAGGGCCCGGCUCUGAACAUACCAUCGAUGGAGAGCAGUAUCCGAUGGAGCUGCAUAUUGUUCACAUGAAGCAUCAUUACACUGAUCUGGGAACAGCACUGUCAGACCCAGAGGGAGUUGCUGUGCUUGGAUUUUUCUACAAGAGGUCUGUUGGCGCAAACCGGAAGUAUGAGCCCUUUAUCAACGCCCUGGGAAGCAUCAGGGCCACAAAUGCAAAUACAAGUAUGUCGGGUAUAUCCCUGACACAGCUUAUUCCACCUGAGCAGAAUCUGACCAACUACUACCGCUACAAAGGCUCUCUGACCACACCAGGGUGUACCGAGGCUGUGAUCUGGACCCUGUUUGAGGACCCUAUCCCUCUGAGCAUGGAACAGCUGCAACUCUUUUCUAACCUUCAGUUCCAUGAUCGUAAGCCAAUGGUGGGAACUUUCAGGCCAGUGCAGCCUCUCAAUGGCCGUCAGGUCUUUCGGUCAGGAAGUGCGGUCAUCCUGGCUAGCUCUGCCCUUCUUGUAGCUGCCACGGUAACAGCCUUGGGAUUGUUCUAGCCUAACGAGCAACUCUACGACAUCCACGAACACACUAUGUUCUAUGGCACUCUUUGGUUAAACCCCAGUUUAUAAUUUAGUCCUUGCAUGACUGCCAAGAGGAAAAGUCAUAUUAUAGUGCAGGCUUGACAUAGUGUGUCUUUUAUUUUUUUCUAGCAAAACAUAUGAUAUAUGCUUUUGUAUAAUGCCUUAUGAAGUGUGCUGUAAGGGUUUAUACAGCAUUCAUGCAUGUGUAGUUAAAAAUAUAUAGAAUUACAUACGUAGUAGCAGCCUAAUUUAGCACCAGCCUUUAUUUUGUUAUCAGAACAAUAAUAUAACACUAUCCGCAGACACAAUACAACUGCAGCCACCGUUUCCAGAGUCAGGUAUAUUUAGUUUUUGCUAAUGUGUCUAAGCUGCUGAUGGUUGUGCCAAAAAAUGCUGAUGCCAGCCUCAUGACCUGGCACAUUGCAAAGUGUCCUCAUUGGAGCAUGGGAACAGCCUGGAGCUAUUAAUAACAGUAACUGAGUCAAGCUCCAUUUCAAAGUGAGUGGUCAAAGGAGUCAAUAAGUUGGCCUUUAGCAGUGCAUUCAGGUAGAAACGUCACAACAACGUCAGUCAGCAGCUGCUGCAGAUAAAUCCUGUCCUCUAAAUGGUUUCUCCUUCCAAUGACACCUUAGCUUCAGAGACGCUAGCGCUGACAGUGACACUGACGCUGACAGGUCAGAAAAGAGGCAGCUCUACUCAUGACAACCCACCUCUUCAGCCCCCCAUCCAAAAAAAAAACUGUCACCACUAGUUUUCAAACCAAUGUCGUCAUGUGUCUCAGAGACUUGCAUGAACCUGCAUGUCUUUAUAUUCCACGUGUUCAUUAAUGACAACAUUAGCAUGUCUGCUGAGGUGUCGUGCACACACACUGGACUGUUGGUCACAACACUUCCCAUUGAUGACCUGUGAAGUUCAGUCAGCUGAACUGGAGAACCUGCGACUGUGUUCGUGGGUUGUACUACAGGCUUUCAGAUGCACUGAAUGUUAUUGACUGUGAAUCACACCGCUCCAAGGUGUCACUCGUUUGUCUGGAAAACUAGCUGUUAGUGACAGUUGUGUGGAAUCUUUCAGCCAAGUUCAUCAUGAAGGACAAGCACGGAAACGGUAUCAUCGGUAUAUUUGCAAUGUUCAUCAGGUUUCAAACUCUACUAUUGUACACGUUUUUGUGUGUUGAAUGUGUAUAUUGAUACGAGACGCACAGUUAUUGUUAUUUAUGUAUUGCAACGAUGAUAGUACUGAAUGCAUUUUCAAGGCAUCAAUGGAUGCUCCACUGUAUGAGAUGCUUUAACAUGUCGGAAAUAUUAUGAAGAAUGUGUUUUGACUGAACAAUAAACUACCUACAUGCCUUUUUAAUGGCUUCUCCUCAGCAUAAUGCAAGUCAUUAAAACAGUGUUAAGUGUCA